This is a messenger RNA of Melopsittacus undulatus (budgerigar), 9256 nucleotides long. It is a transcript of the gene ANKRD11, whose product is annotated as ankyrin repeat domain containing 11. The record is from RefSeq and is a predicted model, not a curated record. Bases 59 to 8194 code for a protein of 2711 amino acids. Gene Ontology annotation, biological process: anatomical structure morphogenesis. Gene Ontology annotation, molecular function: protein binding. The transcript has 11 exons. Lineage: Eukaryota; Metazoa; Chordata; Aves; Psittaciformes; Psittaculidae.
ACGGUUGAUGAUGAAGCAAUGGCAGCAUAAAUGAAGAUCAAGUAAGGAAGGCAGAACGAUGCCCAAGGGUGGGUGUUCUAAAACACCACAGCCAGAAGACUUCUCUCUCAGCAACGACAUGGUGGAGAAACAAACGGGGAAAAAGGAUAAAGAUAAAGUUUCUCUAACCAAGACUCCGAAGUUGGACCGGAGCGAUGGCGGCAAAGAGGUGAAGGAGCGAACGACCAAACGGAAGUUGCCUUUCACUGUUGGAACAAAUGGAGAUCAAAAAGACUCAGAUACAGAAAAGCAGGGUCCUGAGCGGAAGAGGAUUAAAAAGGAACCCGCCACCAGAAAGCCUGGCUUGCUCUUCGGAAUGGGCCUUUCGGGGAUCCGGGCAGGAUAUCCACUGUCCGAGCGCCAGCAAGUUGCUCUCCUUAUGCAGAUGACAGCAGAAGAGUCUGCAAACAGCCCAGUUGACACAACACCAAAGCAUCCCUCUCAGUCUACAGUUUGUCAGAAGGGAACUCCUAACUCUGCCUCCAAAACCAAAGAUAAAGUAAAUAAGAGAAACGAGCGAGGAGAGACUCGGCUGCAUCGAGCUGCCAUCCGAGGAGAUGCCAGGCGCAUCAAGGAGCUCAUAAUCGAGGGUGCAGAUGUCAAUGUGAAAGACUUCGCAGGCUGGACAGCAUUGCACGAGGCUUGCAACCGGGGUUACUAUGAUGUUGCAAAGCAGUUGCUUGCUGCAGGCGCUGAAGUCAACACAAAGGGGUUGGAUGAUGACACCCCACUGCACGAUGCAGCCAACAACGGGCACUUCAAGGUGGUGAAGUUGUUAUUACAUUACGGAGGGAAUCCUCAUCAAAGCAACAGGAAGGGCGAGACGCCUUUAAAAGUAGCCAAUUCUCCCACCAUGGUGAAUCUGCUCUUGGGAAAGACCACAUACCCCUCUAGCGAAGAGAGCUCGACAGAGACCUCAGAAGAGGAGGAUGCCCCUUCCUUCGCUCCCUCCAGCUCUGUUGAUGGCAAUAACACAGACUCAGAGUUUGAGAAGGGUUUGAAGCACAAGCCCAAGGCCCAGGAGCCCCCCAAAACCAUUACCCCGGUGAAAGAUGAGUAUGAAUUUGAUGAGGAUGAUGAGCAGGACCGGGUUCCACCUGUUGAUGACAAACAUCUGCUGAAAAAGGAUUACAGAAAAGAGACUAAAGCAAACAGUUUCAUUUCCAUACCCAAAAUGGAAGUGAAAACUUAUACUAAAAAUAACACAAUUACACCAAAGAAAGCUGCCCACCGCAUCCUGUCGGACAGCUCGGAUGAGGAGGAGAGCAGUGUUGCUGUGGGGACAGGGGAAAAGCUGCGACUUUCGAGCCACUCGAUACUGCCCAGCAGCAAGAUUCGAGAGCCCGCCAGCACAAAGCCACAGAAGGAGAAAAGCAAAGUAAAAAAGAAGCGGAAGAAGGAGACAAAAAACAAAGAGGUUCGGUUUGGCAAAAAAAAUGACAAGUUUUGUUCCUCUGAAUCAGAGAGUGAAAACGUGGAGAGUGAGGAGGAUGAUAGAGACUCUCUUCAGAGCUCUAGCUGUGUAAAGGACUCCAGGCUAGUGCUAAAGGAAUCCUCCUUGUUUAACUCUCUGUCUGCCUCAUCGACCUCUUCUCAUGGGAGUUUAGCAUCCCAGAAACAUAAUGCUAAUCUUACGGAACAGCACUCCAAGCACUGGAGGACGGACAAUUGGAAAACCAUAUCUUCUCCAGCUUGGUCAGAUGUCAGUUCCUUAUCGGACUCCACCAGGACGAGACUGACGAGCGAGUCAGACUACUCGUCCGAGGACUCGAGCUUAGAGUCACUAAAGCCAGUCAGGAAGAAAACAGAGCACAGAAAGAAAAACACCACACACAACACUGUUUCUGAGAAAAAGAAUUCAUUCCAUAGCAAUGUGGAUGGAGCAAUUCCAAAGCUGGACAAAGAGGGGAAAGUUGUUAAAAAGCAUAAAACAAAACACAAACAUAAAAACAAGGAGAAGGGGCAGUGUCCCAUCAGCCAAGACAUUAAAAUAAUCAAAACAUUUUCUUUUGAGUUUGAGGACUCUAAACAAAAGCCUGAGAAAGGCUUGAUAGUAGAGACAGAAAAUCCAGUCGAAAACAAACUAAAGGUGUUAAAGCAUGAACGAGAGCACAGUAAGAAGGAGGAAAAGCUCCCCAAAGGUAAAGCCGAAGAGAAGGAAUGGUUGUUUAAAGAUGAGACUGGAAAAUCCUUGAAAGAGGAGAAAUCAUUAAGAAAAGUCAAAGAUGGUAGUAAAGACAUGAGCAAAUCCUUCAGAGAAGGAUUAAGUAAAUCAGAAAAAGAGAAACCUGUAAAGGAGAAGUCUCCCAAGGAGGAGAAGCCAAGACUACACAAGGAGGAGAGAAAGAAGAAAUCAAAGGACAAGCAGUCAAAAUCUGAAAAGAAGAAUGAGCUGAAGGAAGAGAAGGUUUCCAAACUAGAGAAAGAAAAAGCUUUCAAGGAAGAGAAAGAAAAAUGCAAAAAAGACAAACUUUACAGGGAUGAGUCUGGGUUUGAUGAGUUUAAUAACAAAACCCAGUUUCCCGAAAGCGAGGACACAAAGUUCAGCCUUUCAGAUGAUCAGCAAGAGAGGUGGUUUUCAGACUUGUCUUCUGACUCAUCCUUCGACUUCAAAGGUGAAGAUAGCUGGGAUUCUCCAGUAACAGAUUUCAGGGAGAUUAAAAAUGACACCGUGGCAAAACUAAUCAUAGAACCUGUAAAAGAGGAAACUAAAGACAAGAAAAAGGAAAACAAAACAAAAGAGAAGAAGGAAUACAAUGAGAAACGUAAUGAAAAGGACACUUUCUUAAAGAAGAAAGAAAGGGAGUACAUGGACAAAAGCUCCGAGAAGAAAAAGGACCAAACAGACAGACACAAAGUUCCUCCUAGUUAUUUGCCUGAAAAGGAUAAGAAGAGGAAGGAUUCUGCAGAGAGUGUCAAGGAGAGGAAAGAAAAAGAUGCAAGUGAAGCCACCAAAGACAGAAAAGAUUCCUCUGAUGGCUCUAAAGAUAGAAAAGACACCAAAACGAAGCAGGAGGAGCCCUAUCGAGAUGAAUUUAAAGAAUAUGGCUGCGAAACGUUCUUCAAGGAUAAGCCUGACCCUGAAUUCAGUGGUAAAACUCUGGAGAGCUGGGAGAGACACCAUUCUGGGAAGGAAAAGGAGAAGAAAGAUGCUCCUGAUAAAGAAAAAAAAGAAAAGGCAAAGCCAGAAAAAUACAAGGAAAAAUCCAAAGAAGGCGACAAGGAGAAAAGUGAAAAAGUUGCUCCUGAGAAAGUCCUGAAAGACAAAGAACUCGACAAGAGUUUCAAAGAGAAAAAAGAAACUAAAGAGAAGUACAAAGACCCACACAGCAAAGAGAAAGAAAGGAAGAGUUCUUUUGACCAGGUUAAAGACAAGAAAGAUAAAAACUUCUCUGCAGAUCGAGAGGACUUCUCUGAGAAAAAGGAUGAGAAGAAAGGCAAGGAGAAAAGCUGGUACAGCAUUGCAGACAUCUUCACAGAUGAAAGCGAAGAUGAGAGGGAUGAGUACAGCUUGAGUGGGUUCAAAGUUGGCGACUCUUCUGGGAGCGACAUGCAUCGUCUGGAUAGUCUGCAGGAGAAGGAGGAUGGUGCAGCUGCAGAGAAGGAGCUGUACCCUGAGAAGCACCGCAAGUACUCCUCCGACAGGCAGCACUCAGGAGAGAAGCAGAAGGAUAAGGACUCCAAGGAGAAGAAAAAGGACAAAGGUACAUCAGAAGGGGGAAAAGAGAAGAAGGAAAAGAGUUCCUCUGAAAAACACAAAGAGAAGAAAGAUAAAGACUCUACCGAAAAGUACAAGGACAGGAAAGACAGAACGUCCAUAGAUUCCACUCAGGAGAAGAAAACCAAGCAAAAGCUUCCAGAAAAGGUUGAAAAGAAACAUGCCAAUGAUGAAAAGGUGAAAAGCAAGCAUAAGGAGAAGCCAGAUAAAGAGCACUCCAAAGAGAAGAAGUCUUCGAAAGGAGGGGAGUCAGAGAAGAGCCUGCUGGAGAAAUUGGAGGAGGAGGCUCUGAACGACUAUAGAGAUGAUUCCAAUGACAAAAUCAGUGAGAUCUCUUCUGACAGCUUCACAGAUAGAGGACAAGAUCCAGGACUGACCAGUCUCUUUGAGUCUUCUAACCUCUCUCUUACCGAUGCCACUGAAGAAAAGUUUAAGGACUCUCUCCCUUUAACCUGCUUGCAGGACAAACUCAAGGAGAAGGAGAGACACAGACAUUCCUCAUCUUCGUCAAAGAAAAGUCAUGAGAAAGAAAAAGCAAAGAAGGAGAAGACAGAGAAAAAGGAAAAAACAGAAGAAUUCAAAGACUCCAGCAGCAGAAAGGAUUCCACUCAUUAUGAAAAAGAUUUCUCUGUGGAUGGGGAAGCUUUUAGCACUUCCUACAAUGUGAAGACAGAGGCUGAUGAGGAACCAGAGAAAAGCAUUGAUUACUUAUUUUCUGAAAAGAAAGAUAAAAAUGAUUCUGAAAGAGAGCUGUCAAAGAAGGCGGAAAAAGACAAGAGUUACAGCUCCAGCACCAUCAGCACAGCUAAAGAGAAGAAGAAGCGAGAUAAACACAAGGAAAAAUGGAAGGAGGAAAAGGAAAAACACAGAGACAAACAUGCAGAUGGUUUCUUCAAACAUCACAAAGAUGAUCCGAAGUCAACGCUUAAGGACAGUCCUCAGGUUACUGCCUUUAAAGAUAAAUCAAAGGAGGACAAUCUCAAAUUUGGUGAAACCAAACUGAAGGAAAAGCUCAAGGAGAACCAAGAGAAAGAUAAAUCAGAGUCAGUAAAAAUAAGCAAUGGGAAUGAAAAAAUAACCCUUUCCAAAGACACCGCCAAGAAAGAAGCCAGGCCAAGGGAGAAACUUCUGGGAGAUGGUGAUCUGAUGAUGACCAGCUUUGAAAGGAUGCUGAGCCAGAAAGACCUGGAAAUUGAGGAGCGCCACAAAAGGCACAAAGAGAGAAUGAAGCAGAUGGAGAAGAUGAGGCACAGGUCUGGAGACCCCAAGUUAAAGGAUAAACUUAAAACCUCAGAAGAUGCACGGAAGAGGAGUCUGGAUCUGGCAACUAAGAAGCCGUUAACGCUGGAUACUCAGCUCAAGGACAAGAAGCUGAAAGAGCUGGGCCCGCUGACUCCUAUGCUGUCACCAGAAAACAAGACCCAGCCUGCUGUUGGGACAGACUCUAAGGACUGGAUAACAGGUCCUCAGCUGAAGGAGAUCCUCCCAGCAUCUCCCAGGCCUGAUCAGAACCGGCCAACGGGAGUCCCAACCCCAGCAUCCGUCGUAUCUUGUCCAAGCUACGAGGAAGUCAUGCAGACACCUAGGACUCCUUCAUGCAGCAAUGAAGACUACACAGACCUGAUGUUUGAAUGUGCAGACUCGCAGCACUCACUGCCCAUAUCCACCAUGUCCAUGAACGCCUGUUCUCCAUCCUUCUUCGACAGAUACACCAACGUUUCCAGUGUCCUCCCUGAGAACCCUGGUCAGACCCCAUCUCGGACCAUACCCUCCACGAACCUUUAUCGUUCCAUCUCAGUUGAUAUCAGAAGAGCACCUGAAGAAGAAUUCAGUGUUGGGGAUAAAUUUUUCAGACAGCAAAGUGUUCCAGCAACGUCAAAUUAUGACUCUCCAGUGCCACACUUAAUGGAGGAGAAAGUUCCUCUUCCUUCUGUCCCUGCUGAGAAGUUCCAGUGUUUAUCUCCUGGGUAUUACUCACCAGAUUAUGGGGUUUCAUCACCCAAAGUGGAAGCUCUGCACUGUGCACCAGGAGCUGUCAGUGGAGUUUCCCAGUCGCCUGAAAGUGUCUUUUCUGGUUUACAAGCAAAAUCCUCCCCUUCCCACAGGGAUGAAUUGCUGGCUCCUUCAGUAGAAAGUGCUCUUCCCCCCGACCUCGGAAUGCCCUUGGAUACCACCGAAGAGCAGCAAGCUACGGCUUCCAUUAUGCCACCAGAACCUACUUACUUACCAUCAAUCGAAGAAAACCAUUUUAGUUCAGGUAUGCCAGAACAGAACAACAUAGACUGGGAUAACGCUCAGUCCAGGAACACUGAUGCUGGCAUUCCUCCCAGCCUGAUGGGUAACCCGGCAGAGCACUCGGUCAACUGGUCCAUGGGCUCAGAGCUUCUGAUGAAAUCACCCCAGAGGUUCUCCGAGUCCCCUAAAGCACCACUCUGUUCACUAGAGCCGAUUCAUCCUGCACCAGUAGCCUUCAUUCCCACAGAUACUUCCUACCCUGUUUCUCCCAUAUCUUACCCUCUGUCGGUGUCUGAACCAAGGCUUGAUGAAGUCAAGCAGAAUGCUGAGGAAGCAGUUCCAGGAGAGACAGUGAAAGCUGAAGGGCAAGCUCCAUACAUGUCCCCUACCAGGUUAGACACGUUCUUCAAUACCUGUAAGCCUAUUCCAGAAGCAGCACCUGAGAUACCUCCAGAGCCCCCUCAUGUGCCAGCAGAACCUCAGGCAGAAGUUGGUAGCGCACAAGAAAACAAAUACUUGGAUAACAAUAAAGCUGCCCCUGCAAAUACGGAGGGUGCAGUAACGUGGCCUGAUCCCUUCACCAAUACAGACGACUUGGACCUCGGCCCCUUCUCGCUACCAGAACUGCCGCUCCAGCCUAAGGAUGCAGAGACAGAGGCAACCAAGGCAGAAGCAGCAGAGGAAAGCGCAGCAGCAGGUUCAGAAGCAGGCGCUGGGGUCAUCAAAGCGAGCGCAUCCACAGUAGCAUCCGGUGAGUCCGAGGAGGCACCAGCCAGGCAGGCAACUGCUGUCCUGCCCGCAGAGACAGAGCCGAAAGCAGGGGAGCAGAAACCAGAAGUAGCUGCAAAAGAAGCCAGCUCAGAAGCGCAGAAUGUAGCCCAGGAAAAGGGAGCGGAGAACUCGGAAGCACAGGUUCCAAAGCAGACCCCAUCUGAGUCUGCUAAGGCAGAGAGCAAGGAGGCAGAGGCUGCACGUGAAGACAAGUCAUCUUCUGGUGGGGUGGCAGAGAGCAGCUCCCAGAGCUGUCCCCAGCCCGUGUCCACCACGGAGACCAGUGUCCCACAGGAGGGUACUGUGACACGCAGUGCGAGCCAAGCCCCCUCCUCACAGGCAGAAGCUCCUCCAAGCAAUGCUAAACCAGAAACUGUCGAACCGGUGCAAAAACCAGUAGCAGAAGCUCCCAAACCACCAAAAAUAGAAGAGAUUCCUCAGCGGAUUACCAGGAACCGGGCUCAGAUGCUCGCCAACCAAAACAAGCAGAACGCUGCUGCUGCUGAGAAGGAAUUUCCUCCUGUUUCUGCGCCCGUCACACGUGCCAAGAGCCGAGUUACAGAGGACGAUGAUUCCCAGGCUCAGCACCCGCGCAAGCGCCGGUUCCAGCGCUCCAACCAGCAGCUGCAGCAGCAGAUCAACACGUCCACCCAGCAGACAAGGGAGAUGAUACAGCAAACACUGGCAGCUAUUGUGGAUGCUAUAAAACUGGAUGACAUCGAACCUUACCACAGCGACAGGUCCAACCCCUACUUUGAGUACCUCCAGAUCAGGAAAAAGAUUGAAGAGAAGCGGAAAAUCCUUUGCUACAUUACUCCCCAAGCUCCUCAAUGCUAUGCUGAGUAUGUCACCUACACGGGCUCCUACCUGUUGGAUGGCAAGCCUCUAAGCAAGCUCCAUAUUCCAGUGAUUGCACCACCACCGUCACUUGCCGAGCCUCUGAAGGAGCUCUUCAAGCAGCAGGAAGCAGUGCGAGGAAAGCUGCGGCUUCAGCACAGCAUAGAACGGGAGAAGCUCAUCGUUUCCUGCGAGCAGGAGAUCCUGAGAGUUCAUUGUCGGGCAGCAAGGACUAUUGCCAACCAGGCUGUGCCCUUCAGUGCCUGCACCAUGCUGCUGGACUCCGAGGUCUAUAACAUGCCUCUAGAAAAUCAGGGAGAUGAAAACAAAUCAGUCAGAGACCGUUUCAAUGCGCGACAGUUCAUUUCCUGGUUGCAAGACGUGGAUGACAAGUACGAUCGAAUGAAGACGUGCCUGCUCAUGCGCCAGCAACACGAAGCUGCUGCUCUGAACGCAGUGCAAAGGAUGGAGUGGCAGCUGAAGGUGCAGGAGCUGGACCCUGCGGGGCACAAAUCCCUCUGUGUGAACGAGGUGCCCUCAUUCUACGUGCCAAUGGUCGACGUGAACGAUGACUUUGUCCUCUUGCCGGCAUGACAGUUCAAAACCAGGAGACAUCACUGAACACUGGCACGGACGGGAGCCCUCCGAGGUCGGGCGGUCGAGCUCACAUUCACCCUUACCGCUUGCUGAUGAAUCCCUGGUCAGAGGAGGAGGAAGCAGCUAUCGGCAGACAACAAAACAAUGAGAAAAUAAUUGCACUUUCUUCACAACGUGUCCCUCCCUUCCAGACUGAAGGCAGCUCUGCCGGGUAGUGGGCCAGGGCGCAUCUCCUUUGCAGGGAGGCAGCCGGGCUGCACGGGGGGAGCGGGCACGCAGCGGCCAGGAGACUGGCACAUGCGCUGAGGGGAUGCCAAGGACACCGUCUGUGUGUUGCAGAAGCUGCUGAGCAGGGCCAGCGACCCAGCGUGAUCCAUGUACUUGUGAACACCGUGAUUUUCCAGCUCUCUUUUUCCACCGGCGGAUCUCCGCUUGGAGAGGCUGCAGUAGGAAACCAUGGGGGGUGGGUGGGGGUGUUUUGAGUUUCUCGUUCCAUCCUGGGUAUGUCUAAAAAAAAUAAAAUCUAAAAAAAAAAAAAAGACAAAAACUUCAAAAAAAAACACAAAAAAAAGAGAAAAAAAAGCAAACAAAAACAAGUAGAAGCAAACAGACAGUGUCCGGGUUGGGCAGCCGCGGCUCUGGAGGUGAGGACAGCUCCGGCACCCACAGCAGCCGCUCUCAACAGCCUUUGGAAGAGCGCAGGAGCCGCCGGAGCGGCACGGCCGGGCAGGCAAGUGGUGAUGCAGAGAAAGGACUUUGCCAACUGUGUUUUUAAUGGAGUAAAAUCCAUGUGGUUUAUAUAUUUUUUUUCCUUUAAUCUUGGGCAUUUCGUUUCUCUUUCUGAGAACAUAACUUGAAAACACUACAGAGCCAAUACUCAUAUAAAGAAAAAUUGUAUCCCAUAAAUGCUGUACAGUUUUUAUAUACAUUAACAAUGUACUUUUGCUGCCUUCUAGAUAAUUUAUUUUGCAACACAUUACUGCACAGUUGUAAAUAACUUAUGUACUGUAACAUCACUUUCAGUUAUGUGUAAAGAAAUAAAUAAAUUAAUUAAAAUUA